Entelurus aequoreus (snake pipefish) is the source of this 856-nucleotide messenger RNA. RefSeq names its product zinc finger protein 569-like. The transcript has 4 exons. NCBI's taxonomy places the organism in Eukaryota, Metazoa, Chordata, Actinopteri, Syngnathiformes, Syngnathidae. Gene Ontology annotation, cellular component: nucleus. The record is from RefSeq and is a predicted model, not a curated record. Bases 194 to 856 code for a protein of 220 amino acids.
UGGGCAUCUACAUCUACUAUAUGAUUUGCCUGAGAAGCUGGGCAGGACCAAAAAAAAAAAAAAAAAAAAAAAAAAUGAAACAGUGGUAAAGCAAAAAGUCCAAGAUGGCGGACUAAGCGACGCCCACCAAACGGACUUUGAGUGUGGAGCGAUGGCGUGUUACCUGAAGUGAAGAUUGAAGACGUGAUAGAAGAUGGACGACUACUGCUAUGCUAAGAUGGCGACGUCCGCUAAAAGAGAACAUGAAAGAGAAUCAGCGCCACCAACUUCCAGCAAAUCACCAACGGAGAUAAAGACGAAAGAUGAAGAUGUCCAGCAGCUGAUCGGUAAUCCAGAAGAAGUUUCCCCUCAGUUAGGGGGGAGCUCCACUUUAAAGCAGGAGACUCCACAACCACCCUGCAUUAAAAAGGAAGAGGAGGAACUCUGCAUCACUCAGGAGGGAGAGUGUCUUCUAGGACGAGAGGAAGCUGAUUACACCAAGUUUCCACUGAGUAUUCUCUCUGUGAAGACUGAAGAUGAUGAAGAGAAACCACAAGUAGACAACCUCUUAGCUCCACUAUCAGAUAGUGAGGCUGAAGACGAGGUUGAAGAACCUUUGAGCAGCGAUACAGACUGUGAAGGUGAUAUGAGGACUCACAUUGACAACAAACACUCUGAAUGCUCUUCAACGAAGAAAGGUAAAACAUGUUUGAGCUGCUCAGUUUGUGCUAAAAGUUUUGCUAAAAGGAGUCUCUUGACUCAACACAUGAAAACACACACAGCUGAAAAAACAUUUAACUGUUUGAUUUGUGGUCGAAACUAUUCUGUUAAGAGGAAUUUGACUGAACACAUGACUACUCUUUGUGUCGACACAUGA